CUCAAGGCUGCAAGGAAAGACUCUCUCUGCCCUUUGGACCUGCGGCUGAUAAAAGGGUAAUCCGUCUUUUACAUGGGGAAUGAUGGGAUGGUGGGAUUUGAAUCAAGAUUCAUGGAGACAAACACAGGCUAUUACACGUUUUUAACUGGAGGCUACAAACAUGGGAGCAAAGGGAGCAGACCAGACCUUGGAGACCAGGGGAAGAGAGAGACUGUGAGGCUAAAAGACUGACUGUUGGACAUCUCAUCCUGUCAGCGGUUUUAAGAGUACCGUUCAACUUCUGUAACAGGAUAUAACCAGCCUACCAGCAUUGCAAUGAACUUCACUGAGAAGCCACGGAGGUCUUGGAUUGAGGAAACCUUCUUCAAGAGAGAGUGUUUGAAGUUUAUCCCUUUCUCUCGGGACGUUCACAGAUGUAUCCCAGUAUGUCAAGUAUGCCAAAGCUUGAUCAGAUGCUGUUGUGGCCGCCUGAUAGGGGAGCACUCACGGGAAGAGUCCUCUCGCCCCAUAUCCCUCCACCCUGAUCCUGGACAGGACUUUGAAGAGGACUGGUCCAUAGAGCUCCACACCAAAGCCAGUCCCACAAAUGCCUAUGGGACUGUAGACUUUCAGGACACUGCCACACGUGUCUGCCGGGCCAAGUAUGUUCGUCUGGCUGUGGACUCAAAGCCAGAGCUGUUGCUCCAGCUGAUGCUGAAGGAAUGGCAGAUGGAGAGACCCAAACUACUACUGACUGUCCAGGGAGGAACAGAAAACUUUACCCUGCCUCCUAAAGUGAAGCAAGCCUUCAGCAAAGGUCUGAUCACUGCUGCUCUGAGCACAGGGGCGUGGAUAUUCACCGAUGGCUUUAAUACAGGUGUGUCAAAAUAUGUUGGUGAGGCAGUGCAAACAUUUGGGGGUCCCGACUUGAGGAAGAGAAACACAAUCGGAAUCACACCAUGGGGAGUCAUUGAAAACAACACAGACCUCAUAGGCAGAGAUGUUUUCAGGCCCUACCAGCCAGUGGGGAAUCCUUUAAGUAAGAGGGUCUGUCUCAACCGUUUCCACUCCCACUUUCUGUUUGUGGAUGAUGGAACGCUGGGAAAACAUGGCUGCCAGCAAGGCCUGAGGAAGAAGCUGGAGAAACACAUCCAACAACAGAAGAUACACCCUCGACUGAACCAAGGAGUGCCUGUGGUUUGUGUGGUGGUGGAGGGAGGUCCUGCCAUUGUGUCCACAGUGUUGGACUAUGUUAGCAAUGCACCGCCAGUACCGGUGUUUGUGUUUGAGGGAUCGGGCGGGGCUGCUGACCUGCUUGCCUUUUUACACAAACAAACGUCUGUUGACAGACAAUUGGAUGCUGACAUUAGAGAGGACUUCCUAGUCAGGAUUGGAGAUGUGUUUGGGGUGGAAGAACCAGAAGCCUCACAGCUCUUUAGUCUUCUCCUGCAGUGUAUGGAUCACAGACAGUCUAUUACUAUCUUUGACUCAGAGUCAGAAGACCAGAUGGUUCCUGAUGCAGCCAUUUUGACAGCUACUCUCAAAGGGGCAAAGGUCAGUCCUGCAGAGCAGCUGAGUAUGGCCCUGGCGUGGAACCGGGCUGACAUUGCCCAGAAAGAUGUCCUGGUGUUCAGACAGCAUUGGCAGGUGGGUUCUUUGGAGCAGGCUAUGCUGGACGCUCUGGUGAUGGACCGAGUCAGUUUUGUCAAACUGCUGAUUGACAAUGGCAUGACCAUGAAACGCUUCUUGACUGUCGAUCGCCUUGAGGAUCUCUACAACACGCCUCAGGGACAGACAGACCGUUUCCUCCAUCACCUUGUUGAGGACGCAAAACAGACCUCCCUCCCCAUAGGUUACCGUCUUUCUAUCAUUGAUAUGGGCCUUGUGAUCGAGUACCUGAUAGGAGGAGCGUACCGUAGCACGUACACAAGAAAGCACUUCAGAGCCGCCUACAACCGCCUGCAGGACAAAGAGGGUAGACGGGACAGCUCCAGCUCCCUGUCCAGACAGAGAAGAGGAUUAAUAACAAACUCUAAACUGAGCAGGAGUGUCCAGGAUCUGCAUUUCUUCAGAACUGCCCAGCCCUACAAACCAAAGGAGAAAGACACAUCACCUGGGAGCAGUUCAGAUAGCACGUCAAGCCCCAGCCACAGUGACCCUCCACUUCUGGUUCCCUUCAACUUCAAUGACCUCUUUGUGUGGGCUGUGCUUCAGCAGCGCCAGCAGAUGGCGCUGUUCCUGUGGCAGCAUGGUGAGGAGGCACUCGCACGUGCCACAGUGGCCUGCAAGCUGUAUCGCUCCAUGGCGUUUGAGGCUCGGCAGAGCAGCAUGGACGACAACAUUGCAGACAGACUGAAGACAUACUCCCUUGAGUUUGGUCAGCUGGCGGUUGAUGUGUUGGACUGUGCGUUUCGUCAGAACGAGCAGAUGGCCAUGAAGCUGCUGACUUCAGAGAUGGAGGCAUGGAGCCACUUCACCUGUCUGCAGAUGGCUGUCUCCUCGUGUCACAGACCAUUCGUCUCACACUCGUGCACUCAGACCCUCCUCACAGAUCUCUGGACAGGCCCGCUUAACAUGAGGAAGAACUCCUGUUUAAAGAUCAUUUUGAGUCUUCUCCUGCCCCCCACAAUCUUGUUACUGGAGUUUAAAAGCAAAGCUGAAAUGUGCCAUGUACCACAAUCCCAGGAGGCAAUGCUGUUUGGACUUGACUCUAUGAAAUCAGAACCAGCUGAUGAAGGAAAUGAUCAUACGGAUGCAGAGCAAGGUCUGUCUCUUCAUGACAGGUGUCUUGGUCCUGUGUCAGAAACAGUUUCCUCUGUGACCAUGCAGUGCCUAUCCUGGAUUAAGACAGUCUGUGAGUUCUACACAGCACCAGUUGUCAAGUUCUGGUUUCACACGAUUUCCUACUUGGCCUUUCUGAUGUUGUUCUCCUAUGUCAUCCUGGUGAAGAUGGAGGAUCAACCCAGUGCUCAGGAGUGGAUAGUAAUAUCAUACAUUUUGUCAACUGCUGUGGAGAAAACCAGAGAGGUGCUGAUGUCUGAGCCGAGGAAGCUGAGCCAGAAGCUGAAGAUCUGGUUCUCAGAGUACUGGAACAUAUCAGAUUUCAUUGCCAUCCUCCUCUUCCUCAUCGGACUAGUGAUGCGUUUGCUUCCUGAUCCUUAUCACACAGCAGGCCGCAUCAGUUACUGUCUGGACAUCAUCUUCUGGUUUGUCAGGGUGAUGGAUCUGCUUGCAGUCAAUCAGCAUGCUGGCCCAUACCUCACCAUGAUCACUAAGAUGACCAGUAACAUGUUCUUCAUUGUGGUGAUGAUGGCGAUAGUGCUGCUGAGCUUCGGAGUGUCCAGGAAGGCCAUUCUAUCUCCUGAUGAGGAGCCAUCCUGGAGCUUAGCCCGAGAUGUUGUCUUUCAGCCCUAUUGGAUGAUCUAUGGAGAGGUCUACGCAGACAAGAUAGAGGCAUGUCCUGCUGGCCAGCCCUGUCCCCCUGCCUUCUUUCUCACUCCAUUCCUCCAGGCUGUUUACAUGUUCUUUCAGUACAUCAUCAUGGUCAAUAUUCUCAUUGCAUUUUUUAACAACAUCUACUUUGACAUGGAGUCAAUAUCCAGUAAGCUGUGGAAGUACAACCGUUAUCGCUACAUCAUGACCUAUCAGGAGAGGCCGUGGCUGCCUCCGCCGCUCAUCCUCCUCAGUCAUAUGACCCUUGGAUUAAGAGCCAUCUUCGGGAGAUGCUGUAGAGGAAAUGCUGAGCAGGAAGAGAGAGGUUCAGGACUUAAGCUUCUCCUGAGCCAUGAAGGUCGUAAGAAGCUUCAUGAGUUUGAAGAGAAAUGUGUUCAAGCUUACUUCCAUGAAAAAAGUGAAGAUCUCAAUGGAAGCCAGGUUAACAGGAUCAGAGCCACAGCAGAGAGAGCUGAGGAGAUGUGCAUGAUGGUGGGGGAGGUCACAGAGAAAGUUAGCUUUGUUCAAAACAGCCUGUCUGAGUUGGACUCUCAGCUGGGUCACCUCCAGGACCUGUCUGCGCUGGCUGUGGACACCCUCACCCUGCUCUCUGCCUCUGAUAGCCUGCAUCAGGAGGAGGCACGCCUUGCUCAGUGUGGACCAGUCAUAGCAUCCCAGCAUAUUCUUCCUCAAAGCUUGACCCUCCAGCAAAAGAAUGGAGCAGAAUGUGGUGUCCUUAGCAUGCGGCGAGCAAUAGCCAAGUCUUGUAAAAGUACCCCGCCUUCUUUACUGAAGGGUUUCACUCUACCAGUGAGCAAACUGGCAUCACAGGAGCGUCAUGUAGGAGUCCGAGGGAGCAGAGGACAACAGGGACACACUGAGGAGGGAGAACAAGUGGCAAAGGAGGACUCACAUCGUGCUGCUGUUGAACAUUACACUGACAACUGGCAGGGCAGCUCUAGACCUGCAUCUCAUACCUCCCUUUUUCUUCAUGGAGGUAGAGUUCAUCCUAUUGUUGUCAGGGGUCAGACUCCCUGUGAGUCUUGUGGACCGUCCCUCUGUGGGCCUCCUUUUCCUUCCAGAAGCUUGGAGUCACCACAUCACAAACCCUGGACGUGUGACACCCACCUGCAUCCCAGUCAGGAGGAAACUUCUGUGGAGGAGGAGAAAGAACAAAAUGAAGAAGAGGAAACGCAAGAGGAAGAGAGGGGACAGCUGUCCAGCAGAGAAGCAUCAGAGGCCUCUAGCAAUGCUCUCCCUUUGUCUGACCCUCAGAACAUGUCUGAGGGUUCGGUGAAACCCAGCUUUUCUCCAGAGGAUGUCAGACCAAGUUCCCGGUCUAAACUUAUGAAGUUGCCCAGGCGGGCGUGUCUGUCCAGAGAACGUCCCUAUGGCUACUGCAGGUCCCUGUCCUCCAGUGUGGAGAACAUGACUUUCUCAGGGGCUCCACUAAGGGGAUCGUUUUCCUCUCUGAAUGAACCAGUGAACAAAGAGGACAUAUCUGGUGGGACGAUUUUUAGAGAUGACACAUCGCUACGAUGCAGCAGGGGCAAAGAGUGGUCCAGGUCUUCAGACUUCACACAAAUUGAUGGCAGAGAAAAAACUCAAAGCAGGAAGACAGUGAAGAUACAAGGGAGCUGUCCAGAUCCUGCAACUAUGCAGUCCCACCUGUCUGAUGCCUGCUGGAGAAGGCUCAAGAGACUGAGAGGAGAACCUACAUGUUGGUCGGCUUCAACCAGCCUCAGCCAGCUGAAUUUUGAACCAAUGGAUCUGUUGCAGAAACAAGUGUUUUCCUAUCAGGAUAUGUGGAGCCCCACUCAUUCAGCAUGGAACAGCGUGGCCAGAUCAAUGAGCCGUAGGUCUUCUUUACAGAGUGGGAUUGCUCCUGAAGUGAAAAGCUCUUCGUUCCAGUCCACAAACAGUCUAUAUCCACAUUAUUCAGCUAUGGAAAAAAACAACCUGAUGAGACUGGCUCACACCAUUCCCUUUACUCCUGUUUCCAUGCUGGGAGGAGAAGAGGUGAGCAUCUACUCUCUGGAAGAAAUGGCCUCUGAUUCAAACCCUGAAUCCAGUACGAUCUCGUCCUGGUCAUCAAAGGGUCUGUCUGCUUUACUGCAGCCCCUUUCCAGUGAGGAGGGCUCUUUGGAUGGAGGUCUGAGGAAGGGCUGUAGGGUGUUGUGUACCUGGGCGGAACAGGAAGUGAUUAGACCUGGGCUGGUGUACGUGGUAAAAGCCUUUAAGCCAGAGGUGGUUUGUGCCUGGCAGAGGUACUUCCAUGGUAGCACGGCACUGCAGCUUUGUUUGAGGGAGAUCCAACAGCAGAGAGCAGCCCAGAAGAUGAUGCAAAUAUUCAACCAGGUCAAACCUGAUGAUAUUCACCACUCUCCAAGGUUUCUAGAUGUUUCUCUGGUCCUCUGGCAUUCAAAUGGCCAGUGGUUGACCAUUGAGAGGAACAUGUCCGGUGACUUUAGGAAGUACAACAACAACACAGGAGAGGAGAUCGCCCCCUGCUGUUCACUGGAAGAAAUUCUGCUCGCAUUCUCCCACUGGACAUAUGAGUACUCCUGCAGAGAGCUUCUGGUGCUGGACAUGCAAGGUGUUGGAGAGGUGCUGACUGAUCCAACAGUCAUCAUGGCAGACAAUCAAAGUGGUACCAGGGGUGAGAUGCUUUUUGGGCCAGAUAACCUCGGAGCUGCUGCCAUCAGUGGUUUCCUGCAGAAACACUCUUGUAGUGCAUGCUGCCGCAGACUGGGCCUAUCAGAUUUAAGGAAGCAUCCGGACAACUGCGGGGCAGAGCCGGUGUCGGAGAAAGAGGCACAAGAAGACGAUGAAACUGGGGUGUAACUUUUCACCCAGGAAGUAGGAAAAACUGGCCCAUGCACUUUGACCUG
Messenger RNA from Cheilinus undulatus (humphead wrasse), 6302 nucleotides. RefSeq names its product transient receptor potential cation channel, subfamily M, member 6 (gene trpm6). Bases 316 to 6255 code for a protein of 1979 amino acids. Gene Ontology annotation, molecular function: monoatomic cation channel activity; ATP binding; protein serine/threonine kinase activity. The record is from RefSeq and is a predicted model, not a curated record. Gene Ontology annotation, biological process: protein phosphorylation; protein tetramerization; monoatomic cation transmembrane transport. NCBI's taxonomy places the organism in Eukaryota, Metazoa, Chordata, Actinopteri, Labriformes, Labridae. The transcript is spliced from 41 exons. Gene Ontology annotation, cellular component: apical plasma membrane.